AUGGAGCUGGCUAACGCUCAUCUGGCCCAUGAGAGUCAUGUCUUAUCUCUAUGCAACGGCAUUGAGCUUCAGAAAUCAUGCGACGAUGACAAGAGAAGUGCAAAAGAGACGUCGAAAAUGAAGAAACCACGCUUCAUUCCAUGGGAGCCAUUCAAAGCUGCUCCAAGUGCAGAUCGGGAGGGCAAAGCUCCAGCUGAACUUCCACAACUAAUUCCCUACGGAACCGAAAUGGCUGGUGUCACUAGGGAUUCUAACAACAAGGCAGUCUUGAUUGAUGCUAGAAGAAACCAAGUGAAGCAAAACGAGCACGCAGCUUCUGAAAAGGAAAUCGCAUUGGAGAAGCAAUUAACUGAGCUGAAAUUCGAGUUAGAUAUGGAACGUAAACUGAGUGCUGAAUUGAAACGUUUAAUGAUUGCGACAAUCAGCGACGAUCUUCAAGGGCAGGUCGAGGCAUUGACUGAAGACAAAAUUUCUUUAGCCAGCAGAGUUGAGAAGUACUCGGAAAAGCUCAUAUUUGAGAGUGAACAAAUCGAGCAGUUGCAAAUUGAUCGGGAUGUGUGGAGAUGUAAAUUUCUUGCGCAAUCUAUUCGUACUGAUGAACUAACUUUCCGAAUGGAAGUACUAAUUGGAAUUUCUGCUACCUCAAUCACGAAUACUGAAGCACAGUAUUUUGCUAACCUGGAUCUGCAUAAAUUCCUUACUCGAUCACCUUGCGAAAAACGAAUUCGACGGAAAGGCCCCAGUUAUUCCAAUUUCACAAUAUCCUGUUGCCCUAAGUGUUCCGGUCGCGAAAUCCAUUUACUCUGA
Molecule: messenger RNA, 807 nt
Organism: Angiostrongylus costaricensis
Lineage: Eukaryota; Metazoa; Nematoda; Chromadorea; Rhabditida; Metastrongylidae
Source: the annotation of a GenBank genome assembly